ACUCAGUUGUGUGCAUGCUGAGAAGAGUUCACGUGACGUCGUCUCUACUGCUCACACCAUGACCCCCUGUACUGUGUUCCUUCUCGUCUUGCAGACGACCUUUAUUGUGUCACGUGCUUUUCUGGUCGAUGACGCCACAUGCCAGAACAGAUGUGGAUCUCUGCUGGAUGCCUCUAAACCCUGUCAGUGCAACUCUGCCUGUGUCAGAUACAACGACUGUUGUGCUGAUUAUGUGGCAUUGUGUACUGGAGGUGCCACAGGUAGCUGUGUCAGUCUGACUGCCAUCUCUGAGGAUCUCUGGGCCAGUGAUGUCAACAGGAUGUCAGCGUCUGAUGUCACUGUCAACUACCAGACCAAAGUGCCAGAUGGCACGACCACUGACAAGUCGACUCAAAAGUUGUUUACCUAUGUAAAUGAGGCUAAACUUGGAUCUGGCACCUACAAGCUGCUGUCAAAUCUGAUGAACAACUACGAUCCAGUCAAAGGUGCCAGAGAGACGGCCACAACAGCUGAACUUGCUGAAGACAACGCCUUUUUAGACGCCAUCCUGGCCACCACAGUCAUGACAAAACUACUCAACUAUCUCACUUGCAAGGGUUUAGUGACCAGCCAGGCCGCUCUCAGGACGGUACUUAAGAAACACUGGUUUGACUUCUACGCCCGUAGCGGCACUGGAACUAUCCUGGACACGAGUGGGUUCGAACACGUCAUUGUGGGCGAGUACAAGGACGGCACCUCGGUCAACGGCUUCCACAACUGGGUGUCUUUCUACGAGAAGGAGAAGGCUGGGUCAUUGAACUACUUCGGAUAUGUGUCUCAGGCUAAUCCGUCCAUCAUAGGUGCCGCCUUCUCAUGGGACAACAGAGUGAAAACUUUGGGCAGUUUUUUCAUCGGUGUAAGCCCCGAGUUUGAGCUGGCCAUUUACUCCCUUUGUUUCCUGUCCCACCCUGGGGGCGUCUGCAACAUCUCCCUCAACGGAAGUCCCGUCAGGAUAGUUUCCUACAGCAAAGAUGGACACAUUGCCACGGCCUACGUCGCUGCUUAAUAAGUCUAGAGUUAUUUAAUAAACUAGUGCGAAAGUACUAUUUAAAUCUUUA
This is a messenger RNA of Physella acuta, 1097 nucleotides long. RefSeq names its product uridylate-specific endoribonuclease C-like. The record is from RefSeq and is a predicted model, not a curated record. Gene Ontology annotation, molecular function: RNA endonuclease activity. Lineage: Eukaryota; Metazoa; Mollusca; Gastropoda; Physidae.